AAGUUUUAAAAAAGGACAGGGAAACAGAGAAAGGAGGGGUAAAAAUUGAGAGAAAUAGAACAGUGUUAUGAUUACGAUGUGAAAAACAAGCCAAAGUCUGAUAUUCUGUAUGGUAUUAAGGAGUCACUCUUCUUUUAAAGUUUCAGUUUUUUUCCUUUUUCAACAGCCACCAUUUUCACCCACUUCACAAUCAAUCCCUCUCUGUUCUCUGUUUCUCUCCUCCAUUUUCCCCCUUAAAAACAAAACAAAGAAAACCCAACAUCAUAUGCUAAAGAUCACUUCCCAGACAGCCAACGGAAACAGCUGCUUUUGAUAUUUUUUGGGAACAUGUUUCAGAGGUUUCGUCAUACAAAGAUCCUCCUCCAUUUCUAAAGAGUACCCAAAGUUCAGAUUUUGGAUGGCUUUUUUGAGGUCUCGCUGUUGAUCUUUGUGUUCUCGAAGUUUCCCCAAGGAGUGAAACGAAGCGACGAUGGCGGUGAGCUCAGCCUGCAAAGAUGGGAUCAAGAUAGCAAUGGACAACGGGAAGUAUGUGCGGUACACGCCCGAGCAAGUCGAAGCAUUGGAACGGCUCUACCAUGAGUGCCCCAAGCCAAGCUCUAUGCGUCGCCAACAGCUGAUUCGUGAGUGCCCCAUCCUCUCCAACAUCGAGCCUAAACAGAUCAAAGUUUGGUUCCAGAAUCGCAGAUGCAGAGAGAAACAAAGGAAAGAGGCUUCACGCCUCCAAGCUGUGAACAGGAAGCUGACUGCUAUGAAUAAGUUGUUAAUGGAGGAGAAUGAUAGGCUACAAAAGCAAGUUUCACACCUUGUUUAUGAGAACGGCUAUUUUCGCCAACAAACUCAAAAUGAGACCCUAGCCACCACAGAUACAAGCAGUGACUCAGUGGUGAUAAGUGGUCAACACCAAAUUACUCCUCACCAUCGUCCAAGGGAUGCCAGUCCUGCAGGACUUUUGUCCAUUGCAGAGGAAACUUUAACGGAGUUUCUCUCAAAGGCAACUGGAACUGCUGUGGAGUGGGUCCAAAUGCCUGGGAUGAAGCCUGGUCCGGAUUCCAUUGGAAUCGUUGCUAUUUCUCAUGGUUGCACUGGAGUGGCAGCUCGUGCAUGCGGACUUGUGGGACUAGAUCCUACAAGAGUUGCUGAAAUCCUAAAAGAUCGGCCCUCAUGGUACCGUGAUUGCCGAACUGUGGAUGUUAUAAACGCGUUGUCCACUGCAAAUGGUGGAACCAUUGAACUGCUUUAUAUGCAGCUUUACGCACCUACAACAUUGGCGCCAGCUCGUGACUUCUGGUUGCUGCGCUACACAUCUGUUCUGGAGGAUGGUAGCCUUGUGGUAUGUGAAAGAUCACUUAACAACACUCAAAAUGGUCUGAGUAUGCCGCCGGCAGUAAAUUUUGUGAGAGCAGAAUUGCUACCUAGUGGUUACCUGAUUAGACCUUGUGAAGGGGGUGGAUCCAUCAUUCACAUAGUUGAUCACAUGGACUUGGAGCCGUUGAGUGUUCCUGAAGUGUUGCGGCCGCUUUACGAGUCCUCUACUUUACUCGCUCAGAAGACAACAAUGGCGGCUUUCCGUCAUCUGAGGCAGAUUUCUCAGGAAAUAUCUCAGCCGAAUGAUACAGGUUGGGGGAGAAGACCUGCAGCUCUACGUGCACUUGGUCAGAAAUUGAGCAAGGGAUUUAAUGAGGCUGUUAAUGGGUUUACCGAUGAAGGAUGGUCGAUGUUGGAAAGCGACGGUGUUGAUGAUGUUACCCUCCUUGUGAACUCAUCUCCUGGCAAGAUGAUGGAUGUGAACUUUUCUUAUAGUAGCGGAUCACCUUCUAUGGGCAAUGGGUUCUUUUGUGCCAAAGCAUCCAUGUUAUUACAGAAUGUACCUCCAGCAAUACUUCUCAGAUUCUUGCGAGAACAUCGAUCAGAAUGGGCAGACAGUGGUAUUGAUGCUUACUCUGCUGCUGCUGCUGUCAAAGCCGGACCGUGUAGCUUUUCUGUGCCUCGAGGAGGAAGUUUCGGGGGUCAAGUCAUUAUUCCAUUGGCUCACACGAUAGAGCAUGAAGAGUUCAUGGAAGUUGUUAAGCUUGAAAACAUGGGCCACUAUCAGGACAUGAUCAUGCCAAGUGAUAUUUUCUUCUUGCAGCUUUGUAGUGGAGUGGAUGAGAAUGCGGUCAGCUCUUGUGCUGAACUCAUCUUUGCUCCCAUUGAUGGCUCGUUCUCUGAGGAUGCUCCUAUUAUCGCUUCCGGUUUCCGCAUCAUUCCUCUUGAUUCCAGACUGGAUGCAUCCAGUCCAAAUCGUACACUCGAUCUUGCUUCUACUCUUGAAGUUGGGGCUGCCGGAAACCGAGCAACUGGUGAUAGUUCUAGUCGUUGCGGGAGCACGAAAUCUGUGCUGACAAUUGCAUUCCAGUUUGUGUACGAGAUCCACCUUCAAGAAAACGUGGCGAUCAUGGCUCGACAAUACGUCCGUAGUAUCAUUGCCUCGGUUCAAAGGGUGGCAUUAGCACUCUCUCCUUCCUUCUUAGGUUCUCAAUCUGGCUUAGGAUCUCAAUCUGGCUUAGGAUCACUCCCUGGUACUCCUGAAGCACAAACGAUCGCUCGCUGGAUUUGUCAAAGCUAUAGGUGCUAUAUGGGGUCAGAGCUGCUCAAACAUGAAGUAAGUGAAUCCAUUCUGAAAAUGCUUUGGCAUCACACGGAUGCAAUUCUGUGCUGCUCUUUGAAGGCACUACCGGUUUUCACAUUCGCAAAUCAAGCCGGACUAGACAUGCUCGAAACAACAUUGGUGUCACUCCAGGACAUCACUUUGGAGAAGAUCUUCGACGAGAACGGACGGAAAACCCUAUUCACGGAGUUUCCACGAGUAAUGCAACAGGGGUUUAUGUGCCUUGAAGGUGGUAUCUGCUCAUCGAGCAUGGCGAGGCCGGUAUCCUACGAGAGAGCCGUGGCUUGGAAAGUGUUGAAUGAUGAAGAAAACGCUCACUGUGUCUGCUUCAUGUUCAUCAACUGGUCUUUUGUAUGA
This is a messenger RNA of Hibiscus syriacus, 3004 nucleotides long. Its product is annotated as homeobox-leucine zipper protein ATHB-8-like. Gene Ontology annotation, molecular function: DNA binding; lipid binding; DNA-binding transcription factor activity. Bases 470 to 3004 code for a protein of 844 amino acids. Lineage: Eukaryota; Viridiplantae; Streptophyta; Magnoliopsida; Malvales; Malvaceae. The transcript has 19 exons. The record is from RefSeq and is a predicted model, not a curated record.